AUGGUGGUUGUUUUCCUGCUGAUUUUAAUCAAUAGAAUAACCACCCUUUGGUUCAAUCAACCUCAGUUCUGUCCAACAGUUGAAUGGAGUAGAGAUGCAAUCACUUUUGUCAAUACAUCUACAGCUGGGAUUAGUGAGGGUGAUAUAUUUAUCGACGCAAACAAUACAAUUUAUAUUGCUGUUUCUCAAAAAAAACAAAUUCUGAUUUGGCACGAGAACACCACUUAUCCAAUGAUAAUCGGAAGAGACGAUUGGUCGCUCAUUUUCUCUAUAUUUGUUCCCAAUACCAGUGAAAUUUAUAUUAGCUUUUCUGAUAGCAAAAUUAUUAAAUGGAUGGCAAGUACGAAUACAUUUGUGAACAUUACUCACUUUCAACAACCUUGUCGAGACAUUUUCAUCGACAUCGAGAAUCAUUUAUAUUGUUCACUCUAUAAUCUGGCUGUAGUUGUGAAGACAUCAGUAAAUGGGAAAACGCCGAUGAUGAUUAUGGCUGGUAUUACGAACAUCGCUGGAUCAACUCCUGAUAAACUGUACGGUCCUUCAGGAAUCUUUGUUGAUAGAAAUUUGGAUUUAUACGUGGCAGAUACGUGGAAUAACAGAGUACAAUUAUUCUCGUCCGGGAAAAAUAUUGGAAAAACAGUGGCAGGACAAAGUUCAUCAGAUAUCACAAUUGCACUCAAGAGACCACACUCAACUGCCUUAGAUGCUGACAAAUAUCUAUUCAUUUCGGACAAUGGAAACAAUCGCAUCGUUGCGUCAGGACCAAAUGGCUUUCGAUGUUUGCUCGGUUGUAAUGGAAUGGGUAAACAACCUCAUCAAUUAAAUCAUCCGAUGGCGAUUAGUUUUGAUGUCCAUAAGAACGUAUUUGUUUAUGAUGCGGCCAAUAAACGAUUUCAAAAAUUUGAUUUACAGAUAUAUUCAUGUCAGAAUGUUCCAGUCACGACCCGAGUGACAUAUUCAUCGAUGUUAACACGAAAUCAUACAAAAUUUUCACGCACUAGAUUCUAUCAUAUAUAUUACCAUCUUGAAGCGAUAAAAGUAGUUGUCGAUAAAAAUGACUUUUACGUUAUCACUGCCAACAGUAGUAUCGAUCUCUAUGGUCAUAUAUACAAAGAUCAUUUUGAUCCAGUGGAUCCUACAAAGAAUCUAAUUGCCUGGUAUGGUAAAUGUUGCAACAAAGAUCAGUUCAACUUCACAAUUGAACUUCUUGUCGGCACGCAAUAUAUUCUAGUUGUAACGACAUACAAUCCAUAUGAUACAGGCCCAUUUUCAGUCACUGUAUUCGGUUCAUAUCCAGUUCGUUUUGAACGCAUAAGUGCUGAACAAACAAUAAUAUCAACGUACAUAUCCACACUGACAAGAAAUCAUGAACAAUAUUCUUCCACUGCUUGUAUCCCAACUGCUGAUCGGUACUAUGAAGCCAUAGAAAUGAAAGUGAAUGAGAGUGGCUUUUAUGCUAUCCCAAUCAGCAACAGUAUGAAAGUGGGUAUGUCAAUGGUCAUAUAUGAACAUCAUUUUUAUGCAUUAAUUCCCGAGGGAUAUCAAUACAAAGGAUGGUCGACCUGUGUCCCCUUGGAGACCAUCGACAUGGUUGUUGAACUUUUCAGUAACAUUCGAUAUAUAUUGGUUGUGACAACAUGUACCCCAAACAUGACAUGGGGCUUUUCAAUAAGAAUAUUUGGCAGAAGCAGUGUCAGUCUUCGACGUACAAAUGCAUCGUUAGCCACUUACUUGAAGUAUUCGUCGGAACUAACGACAGACAGCCAAGAAUAUAACAAUCUUUGCGAUCGUUCAUAUUUUUACUAUGAAACUCUACGAGUGACUGUAUCCACCGACGGAUACUAUGUUUUCUCUACUAAUAAGCGUCAAAAAGAAGACAUGUAUCUCUACAAAAAUCAUUUCAAUCCAUUGGAUCCUCACCAAAAUUUACUUUUGUCCAUGGAGCCGGUCCAUUUUUGUGUUGCUUGGAACCAUGAAGCCGCAGGAACACAUAAGCUUCAAUCUCACAUCACAUAUAUAUUAGUUGUAACAACUAAUCAACCAUUGACAACACAAGCCUUCUCAAUUAGCUUGUACGGCCCAACAAAUUUUACUCUCCAGCGCUUUAUUGACAACUCCACUUACUGCUAUGUUGGUGGUCCAUGUAACACUCAAGUCAAAGGCAUUGGUCUCACUCUCGAUGAUAUUCUUCGACUGGAAGUCAAUCGAAAUAUGAGCAUUCAGGAUCAACCACUUUCUAUCAAAAUUAGCGGUGCUUUAUCAGUGAUCAUGUUUGUUGUGAGCGUCGUUAGUAGUCUCUGUUCAUUUUUGACCUUCCAAAACCAAAAGUCACGAACAGUCGGAUGUGGAUUAUAUUUUCUGACAUCAUCAGUUACUUCUUUUCUCACAAUCACCAUGUUCACAGUCAAGUUCUGGUUCGUUGUCGGUACACAAAUAAGUCCAUUUGUUCGUCAGUCUGCUCUUCAAGUUGGUUGUAAGUCGAUCGAAUGUCUUCUGAAAUUGUUCUUCUGCUGGGAUGCUUGGCUCAGUGCAUGUGCGGCAGUAGAACGUUCAGCGAGUGUUUACAAAGGAGUGCGUUUUGAUAAAGAGAAAAGUAAACGUUUCGCUCGAUGGAUCAUCUUCACCUUGCCAGUCUUGAUCAUGGGCUCGCUGAUUCAUGAACCAAUAUACCGUCAAAUAUCCAAACAUGAAACAAUGGAAAAAACAAAAAACAACGUAGGGAUAAUUCCUACAACGGAAAUCGUGACACAUAGUUAUGCCUGGUGUGUAACUACAUAUCCACAAUCAGUUCAAGAUUACAACACAGUCAUCCUAUUCGUUCAUCUUCUUGGUCCAUUUCUUACAAACCUCUUCUCUUCAGUAUUCAUCAUUAUUGCAAGUGCUCGCCGACGGGCUGAAGCUCAGAAUCGACAACCCUAUCGAGAACAUCUUCGUGAACAAUGGAGUGAACAUAAACAACUUGUUAUCAGUCCUCUAGUUUUACUUCUUCUAUCAACACCACGCCUUGUCAUUUCUUUGUUAUCUGGAUGCACAGAUGUUUCUCGUUAUGCAUGGUUGUAUAUUUCUGCUUAUUUCAUAUCGUUCACACCAUCGAUACUCAUAUUUGUUAUCUUUGUCCUUCCUUCGACUUCGUAUCGGAGUACUUUCAAACAGUCGCUUUUUCGACUUUGUAAAAGAUCAAGAUCAUAG
Molecule: messenger RNA, 3189 nt
Organism: Adineta ricciae
Lineage: Eukaryota; Metazoa; Rotifera; Eurotatoria; Adinetida; Adinetidae
Source: the annotation of a GenBank genome assembly